UUCAGUGAAAACAUGGCUGACAUUGGAGCUAUGAUAGCGACUCCAGGAAUCGAAAGCCCGAACAAGCGGGCGAAAAUGGAUAGUGGACUAACAGCAACUAACUUCGAUGAAUCUAAAUUCGCUAGAUAUUACAGAACGGACACAGUGAGCUCUCCCGUAAGCUCACAUUCCGGACCAGUUGUCAGUGAUACAUCAGCAUAUUAUUCAUACCCCUACACGUACUCGAAUUCUUUCUCAUCAUACACGUAUCCUUGUGGACAAACAGACGCAGCAGCUUUGUACACAUAUCCCGCAUCUUAUGGCAUUCCUUACACCGCACUGAAUGGCUUCAGCACAGAAUAUUCCUCGACGUCAGGUAGCGACUAUUCAUUAUCUCCAAGCUCAUCUGUUUCUGCGCUGACAUCAACUUCAAGUCUCAAUAUUUCACAAUCAUUGACAUUAAAUUCUACGGCACAUCACAAUACACCUCCUUCGCGUGUUAUUCACUGUAGAGCAGUUGCAGACGGUUGUAAAGAAACAGACUUGAUAAACGUUCUUCAGCCAUUUGGGAAAAUUACAUAUGUGACUUUAUUGCCAAAAAUUAGACAAGCAUUGGUGGAAUUUGAAGAUAUUGAUUCUGCUGUAGCUCUGGUUUCAUUUUCACAGUCAAAUACACUCACUGUACUUGGUAGACAAAUGUUCGUGAAUUACUCCAAAAGUCAAGAAAUAAAGAGGGAUAAAGUUCUCAAUGGUGAAAGUAAUGGAGCCUCUUCAGAAGCUAGUAAUAUUCUCCUUCUCACAAUAAUCAAUCCUUUACAUCCAAUCACAGUGAAAGUACUUCAUAAAAUAUGCAGCCCUCAUGGAAAAGUUUUAAGAAUUGUGAUCUUUCACAAGAAUGGAUUGCAAGCUUUGGUUGAAUUUGACAAUGUCGAGGCAGCUCAGCGAGCUCUUGCAACACUCAAUGGACAAGAUAUUUAUGCGGGAUGCUGCACACUGAAGAUUGAUUAUUCAAAGAAAGCUAAAAAAUUAAAUGUUUUUAAAAAUGAUGAUGAAACAUGGGAUUACACUGGAGCACUGAACAAUAACUCAGGGAUCCCAAGCAAGACAGCUCUUCUUGGGUCUGGGCUCUUGUCUGCAAUUUCAGGAAAUGAUGCCAGUGAGACGCAGUUGUCAAGUUCACCACCGAACACUGUCACUCUUAAUGGUGUGAAUGGAUCACCAAUUUCCAUCAGUAAUGAGGCUAUUGCAAGAGCAGCGCAGUUUCCCACUGUACAGAGUAUUCUAGCCAAAGUUGCAUCUCUUCAUGGGAACCCGCCUAAGAGUCCAACAUCAGGUAGCAACUCACCUGUGGAGAAUGUAGUGAAAAAGUUGGGUAUUCUUGGAAGCUCGCCGUACCAGUUACCUCAGGGUGGACUCUUAGGAGCUCUACCAGGCCUGGCCCAACAGCAGCAACAGAUGAAUGGCAUUUCUAGCGCUUUGAACGCAGGUGGUACUGGCUGUGUGUUGAUGGUUUACGGACUGAAUGCUGAAAAAAUGAACUGUGAGAGAAUCUUUAACUUGUUUUGUCUAUAUGGCAACGUCGUCAAGGUUAAAUUCCUCACCAACAAACUCGGAGCGGCCAUGGUACAAAUGUCGGACAAAGUUGCUUCAGAAAUGAUCAUCCGAAACUUGAGUGGUGCCGUGCUUUUCGAUUCCAAAAUCAACAUCAUAUUUUCGAAGCAUCCUUUCAUAGCAGAUUCAUCGGUGGUGACGACUUUACCCGAUGGUACGCCUUCGUCCAUGAAUUUUGCUGACAACCGAAACAACCGGUUUAAAUAUCUUCCUGAGGGUCAGAGUCUCAAGAAUAGAUACCAACCACCAACAAGAAUGCUUCACUUCUUCAAUGCCCCUCCAAACUGUACUGUGGAAACGCUUAAGGAGGUCUUCAUCACUGCCGGAUCUUUGUCUCCUCUGAAAGGCACUUUCUUUUCAAAAGCGAACGCCAAAUCAUCAGCGGGGUUACUGGAGAUGCCGGAUAUUCGUUCAGCCAUGGAAGCGUUAACUCUUACUAACCACUUCACCAUAAACCCACCAGGAGGCGGAUCCUAUACCCUGAAAUUGGCCUUCUCCCCAAGCUCCUCAAUAUCUCCAACGGCUCCGACCGUUGCUCCUGCAGUUGCUGCGGCUGCAGUCGCCGUCAGCAAUGGUGCCAAUCCUUUGGGACCUAUCGGUUCGCCGGUGCACCCUCGAUGUAUGGCGGGAAGCCCCAUCAGCAUUGUGACGAAUGGUGUCAAGGAAUUAAACGGUGACUCCGAGAGGAAUGGGCUGAGUCCAGAGCAUUUAUCAGGUACCAGUCUUUAGGGAGGGAGACUGGCACACAGCAUCAACCAGCUGUGAUAACGUAAAGCGGUAAUUCACGAUGCUUAAAAGGACUUCAAAUGAAAACACAGAUUCAACUUCGAAUGAAGAGAAAUCUCCCAGGUAAAUGAAUUAUUAAUCAAUGGGAAGAGUUAAAAAAAAUACAUUAGGUCGUUAUAAGUCAACAAAAAUGUUGUAUUGUCGUUCGCCGACUGCUUUGUUUUCGCUCUCCCAGAACAGUUGGUGAUGAGCAUGCUUAGAAGUUGUAAAAGUUCGAAUAACAAUGUUAGUUAAAGGCACCUUUUCAUGCAUUAGGUUUAUGGUUCAAAUUUGUAGUUAUAGGUUUAAUAAUUUUCCCUCGUUACAUUAAGAAUUUAUUGAAUGCACUGAGGUGAUGAAAGCCUUGGUAAAAACCAGCGUUUAAUAACCCAAGGUUGAGCGGUUGAAAUGCCAGCCCAAAAUAUAUAAAUAUAUUACAUAAAUAUUUACAACAUGAAUAUUAGAGUAAUUUUUUCAAAACUCGUAUGCGCAGUGAGUCUAAACUAAGAUUCCUUUUGUCUACAUAUACAAAAUUUUCCUACAUCAUAGAUAUAUUAAAUCUUAACUCGUGGAGAGAAGUCAAACUUCACAGGCUCCUGAGCAAAUGAUAUCGUUAAAAAACAAGUUAUCUAUUACUUAUGGUAACUUUUUUUUCCAUCUAAUUUACAUUUUUCCACUGAAUUUUAUUGCAACCGUAAUUGCUACCCAAAACUGUUGACACAUUGUUGACAACUGUUCAAGGAAAUGUUUUCCUUUUCGAGAGAAUAAGUUGUGUUUUUGUUGUUGUUUUUUUCAUACUUUGACUCAGUAUUUGGAGUAUUGAUUCCUCUGCACGAUCUACUUUUGUAGUUAAAAUUUGUUCACCUUAUCUCAAAAGCGGCAGCUUUCAGAUAAAUUUACCUUCUCCCUUGACAUGUGCGUCAACAAUUGUUAUCAGGUUUUAAGGUAGCAAAUGCGACGCGUUGUUUUGUAAAAUGUGUAUGCCUUACACCAAACACACAAGUGGUGUCUUAUUUUACAUUUGUUAGUAAGCUUAAAACACACCAAGUCGGUAUUUAUAAUUUAAGAUGUUUUCCACAGCGUACGCACCCCCUUGUUUAAUACUUUUACUGUGUUAUCAGUACGGAAAUUCUCCUGACCUAUUUGCAUACAUGUCUUCUUUAAUUAGUGGGGAGAAUUUAUUUGAAUACUAAUACUGUUCUCGUUUGGUGAUUAUGGGCGUAAUUCCUUUUACUUGAUCCCAAAAUUUUGAGCCUUUUUCUUCUUUUGAAGUAGCUUCAAUUUGUAAAUGGCUAGUGCAAAUUAGGGUUAGGUUAGAAUAUUUGGCUACUGCUUUUUUUUUGCCACACUCGAGAGAUGUUUUUAAUUGAUAUUUUUGUCUCUAGUGUUUUGAUGUUCCAAUGAAUAUCAGAUACUCCUUGGUACCGCUGAUUUUUUUUUGUUAGAGCUUUUUUCUUUGCAGUUCUGUGCAGCAACUACCCUUGCAGGAAGCAACGGGGAACAUGAGGUCGUUAAAGGAAAAUAUCAGAAUUUUUAUUCAUAUUCAAUUUAACCUCGAAUGACUUUUAAAGAAAUUUUAGACUUAUUGAAAUUGCUUUUAUAUUUGCCUUAUUUUUUCAAAUAAUUUGUACUUAGCGAAAAAAAUAUAUUGUUAUAACGUACAGUUAUUUUUUUCCGGUCAGAUUCUCAUCAGUUGUGUUUCCUAGCAACGGCGGUUCGUCAUAAACUGUAAAGAGCCACCUUAAUGUCUUUAACGCUCGGAAAAUUAUGAAAAUUCUCAUCCGCGAAACAAAACUAUAAUUAAUUUCCUAAGGAAAAAGAGGACAUACAUUUUUGUGUGGACCGACAGAAAAAUAAUUGUUCCAAUUUAAAAAGAGAGAGAGAAAGAUGUUAGGAAAUAUUUCAAAUAAUCGAAUCCCACACAUGUGUGAACAAACCACAUAAAAAGAGUCAGAUACAGAAUUGUUAAGCUUACAUUGAAUUUUUGUUCUUUCGGACUUUUUGUACGGGGUCCUGAAUGCAUAAUUUUUAAUUGGAAAUAAUUUAAUUACAUGGUCUGAGUCAAAGAGGUUUUUAAUAUAAUUCGUCGCACAUGUUCAAUCACUCAUAGAGGUCAACUUUCAAUAACGUUGUACAUAUUAUAGGUUAUAGAAUUUAAGAAAAGAGAGAGGCAAAUAUCCCCAUUUAACACCACAAAGUAGAAGACAAAUAUUAUGAACUUAAAAUUACCAAAACAUAUUUUAGUGGAGUUUGGUAUAACGAAUUGUUAUUUGAUUCAUUUAUAUGCGAACGCUAAGACAACCAAACCGCCCAGUCAAGCUCGUACCCAGACUCACUCUUCCGCGUUACCCUUAGGGCGUGUGUUUCAGGGAAUGGGAGUUUCGGCCUGGUCACGUGUAUCUAAGGAAAUAAGAGGAAGAGACUGCCUGGGAACGAGACUGCUACCAAAUAACGAAAAAGUCGCCAGCAACAACCAUGACAUCUGAUUUUAUUUAAUUAAUUUUCCAAAAACGAAAAAAAGAAAAAAAAAUACUGUUAUAAGACGCAACGUUCAUGUUGAAAUGGCGAUGCCACGAUUUAGUUGAGUUUACCAUGAAUUGUUCGGAAUUUCUGCACGCAUUAAAUUUUAUUCCCUGUUGUCCACAAGUGUUAUUUUAAGAUUUUGACACCUUUUUCUUAUUAUAUUUCUUAUAAAUGGAUUUUCAAUUUGUUGCGACUAUAGAUUUCAUUACUAGUGAACGUUAUUCAACCACGAGGGUUUUUUCUUUUGACAACUUUAAAUGUAACGUUCUUGAAGAUAGAAGCUUUUUAAAGAUACAUCCACGGAAGUUUGAUAAGUGUGAGUGCAAUUGGAACGUGCCAGCCUGCACUUAUCGUGUUCAGCGGACAUCUUCGAAAAAGCCUCAGCGGCAGAAAGAGAGAGGGAGAGAGAGAUUCGGAAAGCUCUCAUGUUGUGAGGGACAACAUCUCAGGUCAUCUUAGAGAACUUGUUGCUAACAUUGGGUUUGAAAGAACUACUUUUAUAUUAUUUUUGGUAAUGUUUGUUUUGUUUUAUUCUCUGUCUCCUUAUUCAUAAUUGCUUUGCGUUGUAGUUUAGAGGAUUUUUCAUUAUAUUCAGAGGUCGUUGAAACAGUCGCUCCGUCCGUAACUUUCAUCUUAGUAUUAGCUGACACUUUCAUUUUAGUAUUAGCUGACACUGGAAACUUUUUCCAGGGUCUGGUUUAAGUUGUUGUCCAAAACAAGUUGGUGGCUUGAAAAAUGUUUGAAGUAAGGUUAACCUACGUUAAACUGCACACACACUCGUUUUUAUGCAAAAUUAAAAAGGCCUUGUGUUGGGUUAAAGAGCUUAAUAUUACAAGACUGGUUUGUCUUAUUCACUGCAGAAUUUGUUGCUUUCUAAAGAGUUAGUUACCUCGGUUCGGUGAUCUAAGCACCGCUAUACUGCAAAUAGGAAUAACAUGGAAGAGUACCUCAUAUUAAAGCUGCAUUAAUUUUGA
Pocillopora damicornis (cauliflower coral) is the source of this 5852-nucleotide messenger RNA. RefSeq names its product heterogeneous nuclear ribonucleoprotein L-like. Gene Ontology annotation, molecular function: RNA binding. The record is from RefSeq and is a predicted model, not a curated record. Lineage: Eukaryota; Metazoa; Cnidaria; Anthozoa; Scleractinia; Pocilloporidae.